AUGGCCAAACGCACAUUUUCCACAUUUGAGACGUUCCUGAUUUUCCUCCUUGUGAUGAUGACUGGGGUCACUGUGGCCCUUCUCAGCCUCUUGUUUAUCACCAGCGGGACAAUUGAAAAUAACAAAGAUUCAGGUUUUCUGACCACUCAGAGCCCUCCAGCCACCCAGGGUUCUUCAGCCCCUCAAGGCUCAACGCUUACCCAGGGUACCGCAGACACCCAGGGCCCUACAGCCACCCAGGCAUCUUCAACGCCUAGCACCCCGGAGCCUACUCUAUUUCAGAACUUCAGUGGCUACCAUAUUGGCGUUGGGCGAGCUGACUGCACAGGACAAGUAGCAGACAUCAAUUUGAUGGGCUACGGCAAAACUGGCCAGAAUGCACAGGGCAUCCUCACAAGGUUGUACAGCCGUGCGUUCAUCAUGGCAGAACCAGAUGGGUCCAACCGAGUAGUGUUUGUCAGCAUUGAGAUAGGCAUGGUAUCACAACGACUCAGGUUGGAGGUCCUGAACAGACUGCAGAGUAAAUAUGGCUCCCUGUACAGAAGAGACAACGUUAUCCUGAGCGGCACUCACACACAUUCGGGUCCAGCAGGAUAUUUUCAAUACACUACAUUUGUACUUGCCAGUGAAGGAUUUAGCAAUCGUACUUUUGAGUACAUGGUCAAUGGCAUCAUGAAGAGCAUUGAGAUAGCACACACAAAUAUGAAACCAGGCAAAAUCUUUAUCAACAAAGGCGAUGUGGAUGGUGCACAGAUCAACCGAAGUCCCACUUCUUACCUUCGGAAUCCACUGUCCGAGAGAGCAAGGUAUUCUUCAAACACAGACAAGGAAAUGUUACUCUUGAAAAUGGUAGAUUUGAAUGGAGACGACCUGGGUCUUAUCAGCUGGUUUGCUAUCCACCCAGUCAGCAUGAACAACAGCAAUCAUCUUGUAAAUAGCGACAAUAUGGGCUAUGCAUCUUACCUUUUUGAGCAAGAGAAGAACAAAGGAUAUCUACCUGGACAGGGACCAUAUGUAGCAGCUUUUGCUUCAUCAAACCUGGGAGAUGUAUCCCCCAAUACUCUUGGCCCAAGUUGCAUCAACACGGGAGAGUCUUGUGAUAAUGCCGAUAGCACAUGUCCCAUUGGCGGGCCUAGCAUGUGCAUUGCUAUGGGACCUGGACAGGAUAUGUUUAACAGCACUCAGAUCAUAGGACGAAUAAUAUAUGAGAAAGCAAAGGAACUGUAUGCCUCUGCCUCCCAGGAGGUAACUGGGCCAUUGGCUUCUGCUCAUCAGUGGGUGAAUAUGACGGACGUCACUGUCUGGCUCAAUUCCACACAUACAGUAAAAACGUGUAAACCAGCCUUGGGCUACAGUUUUGCAGCUGGCACAAUAGACGGAUUUGGAAGCCUCAAUUUUACACAGGGGACAACAGUAGGGGAUCCAUUUUGGGACAGUCUUCGGGAUCAGAUCCUGGGCAAGCCAUCUGAAGAAAUCAAAGAAUGCCAAAAACCAAAGCCAAUCCUUCUUCACACUGGAGAGCUGUCAAAACCUAAUCCCUGGCACCCAGAUAUUGUUGAUGUUCAGAUUAUAACUCUGGGGUUCUUGGCCAUCGCUGCUGUCCCUGGGGAGUUUACGACCAUGUCUGGACGGAGAUUUCGGGAGGCAAUUCAAGAAGAAUUUGCAACUUACGGGAUGCCAAAUAUGACCGUUGUUGUUUCGGGUCUAUGCAAUGUAUAUACACACUACAUUACCACCUACGAAGAAUAUCAGGCUCAGCGGUAUGAGGCAGCUUCCACAAUUUAUGGACCACAUACUUUGUCUGCUUACAUCCAGCUUUUCAAAGUUCUUGCGAAGGCCAUUGCCACGGGCACUGUAGCCAACCUGAGCACAGGUCCAGAGCCUCCAUUUUUCAAACAACUGAUCAACACAUUAAUUCCUAAUAUUGUGGAUAGAGCACCUACAGGCAAACAUUUUGGGGAUGUCCUGCAGCCAGCGAACCCUACAUACAGAAUGGGAGAAGUUGUUGAAGUUGUAUUUGUAGGUGCUAACCCGAAGAAUUCAGCAGAAAUCCUGACCCACCAGACCUUCCUCACUGUGGAGAAAUAUGAGGCCACUUCAGCAACAUGGCAGAUGGUGCACAAUGAUGCCUCCUGGGAGACUCGUUUCUAUUGGCACAAGGGAUUGCUGGGCUAUAGCAAUACAACGAUACAAUGGCACAUUCCAGAUAGUGCCCAGCCUGGAAUCUACAGAAUAAGAUACUUUGGACACAGCCGGAAGCAGGACUUACUCAAGGCCGCUGUCAUAGUUUCAUUUGAAAGCACCUCCUCCACUUUUGAAGUUGUAACUGCUUUGUGAAAAGUUGGCCAAUCAUUUAAUGAGCAGCUGUACUCUGUAUGAUUUAUAUGACUGAUUUCAUGCGAAGGUAACCUAUUAUGAUAACUUCAAUAAUUGUCCUUGUUUGGGGACAGAUCCUUUACUGCUAAUGGGACAGGUAGGUGUGUGUGUGAGAGAGAGAAAGAGAGAGAGAGUGCA
Molecule: messenger RNA, 2514 nt
Organism: Phacochoerus africanus (Common warthog)
Lineage: Eukaryota; Metazoa; Chordata; Mammalia; Artiodactyla; Suidae
Gene: ASAH2
Product: N-acylsphingosine amidohydrolase 2
Exons: 20
Coding region: 1-2337 (778 amino acids)
Biological process (GO): sphingosine biosynthetic process; ceramide catabolic process; long-chain fatty acid biosynthetic process
Cellular component (GO): extracellular region
Molecular function (GO): N-acylsphingosine amidohydrolase activity
Source: RefSeq, a predicted model, not a curated record